ACCAUAAAUUGAUAACACAUCUGAGCGUCUGUAUACAAAAACAACUUUUCAACUUUUGUUUUGGAACAGCUUGACGGAAAGAGAUGUCUUCACCGGCAGCCCAGACAAAGGAAGAAAAAUCCACUGAUUCCAAUGCGAAAACUGAAGAAAAUACUAAAACUCUUAACGAGGAAGAAGGUGCCUCUUGCAAUCCAACUUUGCCGGAUGCCGACGCCGAAGAUCCAGACAUCAAGCUUUUAAAGGGUGAUGCUAUUGGGGAUACCCUUUACAGUGAACGUUUUGUAUUGAACACACUGCUAAAACUAGCAGAGGUAAAGAAAGAUCUGCAAAAUGAAGUGGAAGUGGAACGCGAUCUUUGUUCCCUUUGGGAUAUGACAAUAGAAAAGGAUGUUGUGCUGUUUCUGUUGCAACAAGAUGUUUUGGAAAUAUUUGCUGGCAUAAUAAGGGCCACAGAAGAUAAACGCCUUUCGGAAAUUCUUGUUGGCAUACUGGCAAAUAUGUGUAAUGUUGGCGAGACUCGACAGCAAUUGGAACAACAAGAGGAAACGGUUCAGGUGCUGCUGGAUUUAAGCUCAUGCUUAGACUCCCUUACACUGGAACAGCUAAUGCGUCUUUUUGCCGUGGUAUUUGUCAAAAUGGAAGAGAGCAGCGUUAACAAAUGGUAUGACUAUCUCUUGAAGUCGGAUCAGUUUGUAAAAAACAUCUGCUUUAUAUUGGCAAGCGCAGCCAAUAAUACACUGGUCCUGCAGACAAUGGAAACAUUAAAUGCCAUUUUGGCAAAAUUUGCUGUACUGGAGGAAAAUAAGGAUGUCAAAGUGCCUACUUUUGAGAAAGUAUUUGUUGAUACCACCCUUGUGGGUGCCACCAUCGAAGGACUGCAAUCGUUACACAAAGAUUCUACCAAAAAUUUGGAUAAUUACGACACGGUGGCGGAGAGUGUUAUCAAGGGAAAUCAAACAUUUUGUAAUAUACAUAGUAUUCUAAGUCAAUACGAGGAGAUAAGCAAGGAGUCAUAUGCCCCAUUCAAUGAUGAAAUGCUUUUAUGCCUUAAGGAGAUUCUUAAGACUGUGGAGGAUGAACCGAAUUCAUGGCAACAAUACGAGACAAUUGUAUUGGAUAGCAUCAAUGAUAUACUGAGGGUGCUCAGUAGUCCAUUCGAUCUGGAGAUUGCACAAAAAUUACUAAAGUUACAUUACAACAUAUCCAUGAGUUUGGAGGAACGUCUCAAAAAGCCAACAAAAACAAAUGAUUUUGAAGAGUCUUCCGACGAUGAUAACGAUGCAAAUUUUGAAUUAUUGCUCAGUACAGUAUUGAGUACAAUAUUAUUUAUAAUACUCAAAACUGAUGAUCAAACAUUAAGACAGUGCUUUACCAUAUGCCCCCGAAAGUAUGCAAUGCAACUUUUCGAUACAUUUACACAACCAAUAGAAAAUGAAUCAUUAAAAGCGUGUUACAACAAAUUAAAAGAUAUUCUCAAAGUAUAAUGCAACAAUAGUGCCGUAGUGUAGAUUUUUAUACAUAUAUAUAUAUUCUAAAAUCAAGUUUUUUUUUGUAAGAAAGAAAUUAUAAUGUUUUGUAGUCAAAAUUAAAUGAAAUUUCAAAACGGGUGAUCUUUUAGAAAAAAAUUGUUAAAUAACUGACUGUGGAGUGUUUGGUAGCCAAAAUUAAAGCAGAUUUUAAAAUUAAUGAUUAAUUUGUAAAAUAAAACAAAUUUUGGAAUAAGUAAAA
Messenger RNA from Musca domestica (house fly), 1728 nucleotides. Its product is annotated as protein saal1. The record is from RefSeq and is a predicted model, not a curated record. The transcript is spliced from 3 exons. Lineage: Eukaryota; Metazoa; Arthropoda; Insecta; Diptera; Muscidae. Bases 84 to 1484 code for a protein of 466 amino acids.